AUGUCGUUGGUUGAGGAUCGGGUUGAGUUGUCGAGUACGUUGGCCGAGAUAAAGCAGAGAAUAUUACAGAAGCUUGGUGUGUGCGGGACCAAUUGGAUUAAAAAAUUGUUCUACAAGAUUUCCAUUGCCGUUGUGGCCGCUGGUGUGAAGUAUGAAACAUUUGUCAUUGGGUCCGAUGAAGACUUGGAGGUAUUGUUUCACUAUCGGCGAAGUUUUCUGGAGGUCAGAAUACCGGAGUUGUUUGCGAAGUUAGAGGAUGGCGUUGACAGCUCUGGGGCAUCUGCGCCAAAUCCUCAGUCAACAACGAUGGGUGGUGCCUCCACGUCAAUGCCAGUGGUCGCACCUUCCGGUCCGAUCCACAAUCCUCCAUGUGUUGCGAUUGGUACUGCUAGUGUGCCAGUUGGUGUCCCCGAUUUUGACUAUGAGGUUGGACCAGAUCGUGUUAAAAAUGCCAUGCGAGAUGAUGAUUCAACGGAUGAGCCGGUCGAUAUUGUUGGGGACAGUGAGGAGGAUAUUCCGAGCACCACACAUACACACCAAGGAGCAUCGGGUUCCGGUACACAGCAAUAUCCUCUACACUUGUCAGCGUUGAACUUGGGAGCCAUUGGCAAACAGCGAGAGAUGAGGGAGACGUAUGUGGGUCAAGGUCUACAUGAUAUAACCGGUCUGGUGGAAUUUCGCCUUGGUCAAUCUUUCCAAAGCAAGGAAGAAGCCGUGCUGAGUGUGAAGGAUUACAGCAUCCGGCCUGGAGUUCAGUAUAGGGUGAUGGAAUUGGACCAUCUGAAAUACCAAGGGAAGUGUAAGGAGUUUAGAAAAGGGUGCACGUGGAUGAUCCGUAUCGCACUGUGGCAGCGGAAGAACACGUAG
Molecule: messenger RNA, 867 nt
Organism: Arachis duranensis
Lineage: Eukaryota; Viridiplantae; Streptophyta; Magnoliopsida; Fabales; Fabaceae
Exons: 2
Coding region: 1-867 (288 amino acids)
Source: RefSeq, a predicted model, not a curated record